This is a messenger RNA of Carlito syrichta (Philippine tarsier), 1819 nucleotides long. It is a transcript of the gene TMEM127, whose product is annotated as transmembrane protein 127. Gene Ontology annotation, biological process: negative regulation of TOR signaling; negative regulation of cell population proliferation. The coding region runs from base 294 to 1010 and encodes 238 amino acids. Lineage: Eukaryota; Metazoa; Chordata; Mammalia; Primates; Tarsiidae. Gene Ontology annotation, cellular component: membrane. The transcript has 4 exons. The record is from RefSeq and is a predicted model, not a curated record.
CCGGAGGAGGCGGAGGCCGAGGAGGAGGAAGCCGGAAGUGCAUCGGGCCCGGGUCGGUCCGGGCGUUGCGGGAUCAGGGCCUGGGAUCGCUCGGCCCCCAGCAGCUGAGAAACCUGUGACUGGGAGGAGCGGCGCCUUCCCGGCCCUGAGACCUGCUGACCGCCCCGCGCCGGCCUCACCUGUCACGGACCCAGCGCACUGCUCUCCUCUCCGGGACUGGCAGGCUCUGCGCGCCCCGCAGAGGUCGGCGGCGACCAACAGCGACCGCGGAGCGACGGCGGGCGGCCCCGGGCAUGUACGCUCCCGGAGGCGCAGGGCUGCCCGGUGGGCGCCGGCGGAGGAGCCCGGGAGGCAGCUCUUUGCCCAAGCAGCCGGAGCGUAGCCUGGCCUCGGCCCUACCUGGCGCCCUGUCCAUCACGGCGCUGUGCACUGCCCUCGCCGAGCCAGCCUGGUUGCAUAUCCACGGAGGCACCUGUUCCCGCCAGGAGCUGGGGGUCUCGGACGUGCUGGGCUACGUACACCCGGACCUGCUGAAAGAUUUCUGCAUGAACCCCCAGACAGUGCUGCUCCUGCGAGUCAUUGCCGCCUUCUGCUUCUUGGGCAUCCUGUGCAGUCUCUCCGCAUUCCUUCUGGAUGUCUUUGGGCCCAAGCAUCCAGCCCUGAAGAUCACCCGUCGCUAUGCCUUUGCCCAUAUCCUCACCGUUCUGCAGUGUGCCACCGUCAUCGGCUUCUCUUACUGGGCUUCUGAACUCAUCCUGGCCCAGCAGCAGCAACAUAAGAAGUACCAUGGCUCCCAGGUCUAUGUCACCUUUGCUGUUAGCUUCUACCUGGUGGCAGGAGCUGGCGGAGCUUCGAUCCUGGCCACAGCAGCCAACCUCUUGCGCCACUACCCUACAGAGGAAGAGGAGCAGGCGCUGGAGCUGCUCUCCGAGAUGGAAGAGAACGAGCCCUACCCGGCAGAGUAUGAGGUCAUCAACCAAUUCCAGCCGCCCCCGGCCUACACACCCUAAUGCCAACUGUGGGCUUUCUUCCUCAGCAGCCCCUCCCCUGACUCUGCAGCUCCUCUCGUGCCCAGAGGAGCGCCUUUCCUCAGCAGGCCUCGCUGGUAGGAUCCUGACCAUCUUCACCAAACCUUCCCUAGGAGAGACUCUGCCUUUAGGGUGGUCCAUGUAUCCCUGUUCUCGAAACCUGAGGUUCAUCAGUUUUAUAUACUGCACUGUUUCCCCUCCCACCACCUCCUGUUCCCGUCACACUCCUAGUCAGUACCAGCCAGGGAUGGUCAUACAGGUUUUCUCCCCUCAUGGGCCGUGUCUUUGGGACUAGACUUUCCUUGGUGAGCUGCUGAUAGUGGAUAGUCCCAGACAGAAGCAGUGUCAACGAGGCCCAAGGGAAAGGGGACUGUGCCCUGCAGGCUCACCUCACAGGGCUCGUUUGUUCCACAGCUGUAGCUCUGGGCUGACCCCGCCCCCAUUCCCAUUCCUUCUCGGAGUGCUCCAAUACCAGGCUCCCCACUCUGAGAGUUCUCUGCACUUUAGUCUUUGGACUUCUCCUCACAUGUGUUCUGGUUUUUGGGGAGAAGGAAUUUUGUUGGGAAAGCAGAGCAGUUGCUUGCCCCGUCCUGCCCUAGCUUCGUGUGGCUGGAGCCCAGGCCAGGAGAGCAGAACCCGCCUUGAGACUGAGGCCGCCUGGUGCCUGUCACCAAUCAAGUGAAGGGGCUACAUCUUCCCAGCCCCUUCACCUUUUAAAUGUGAGUGGUUUUAAAAGGAAAAAGAAAAACUAAGCAACAGCAACAAUAUUCUCUUUAUAAAAUAGGGACAAG